AGCCUGGCCGUUGGGACGCGCGUUCGCUGCUGCGCGCCAGGCCCGCAAGCGCCGCCUCCGAGUGACACGUGACUCCUCUAGCCGUGGGGAUACUGCGAGGAGAGCGCCCCACCCCUCGUGGGAGGGGGCGUCCGCCAGAUGCAGGCUAACGGGGUGGGGCCAAGCCCUACUAGCGGAGCGGCCCCCACCCCGUAGAGACUACGCUUCCCAGCAUGCAGUGCGGCCCCGCCGGAGGGUGCCCCCACGGAACCUGUUGGUUCCGUCUCAGUGUGCGGCAAGAGCACGUCAUUUCCGCGUCCGACAGAACAGCCGCCGUGAUAGGUACAACAGACGGCAGCACCACUCCGGUAGUGCUAAGCUCCGAGCAUUUCCGUUUCCACCUGGGUUGUUACCAUGGCAGCGGGGAGACGUGGUCUCGCUGUCACUCGCGGGUACUUCCGUUUCCGGCGGGGCGGUUGCCGUGGUAGCGGCGGCCCAGGGACGCGCUGAGCCUGGUAGCUGCGACCAUGGCCGGGGCUGCUCCGAUCCCGGACGGGGAAUUCACAGCGGCCAUUUACGGGCUGAUCCGGGCUGGGCGGUUCGCGGAGGCGGUGGGGAUCCUGGGCAGCGAGCUCCAGAACAGCUGCCGCUCCCGGGCCGGCCUCUCGCUGCUUGGCUACUGCUACUACCAGCUGCAGGACUUCGCGGCGGCGGCCGAGUGCUACGAGCAGCUGGGGGCGCUGCACCCUGAGCUGGACGAGUACCGGCUCUAUCAGGCCCAGUCCCUCUACAAGGCCGGGCUCUAUGCCGAGGCCCUGCGGGUCGCCAGCCCCUUGCUCGAUGUGCCCGCUUACCAGGGACGUGCCCUUCGCCUGCAGGCUGCUGCCCAUUACGCCCAAGGUGACCUCGCUGCAGCCAAGAGCCUGGUGGAGCAGGUAGUGGCUGCUGCUGCGGAGAGCAGCCCUGGGGCCACGGAAGAUGCCUCAGAGCUGCCAGAUGCGGAGGUCAACCUGGGCUGCCUAUUGUACCGGGAAGGGCGGCACGAAGAGGCUUGCGGCAAAUUUGCAGGUGCCAUGCAGGUGCUGGGUUACUCUCCUGAACUGUCAUACAACAUGGCAUUGUGCUGCUAUGCAGCCAAGCAGUAUGCACCUGCCCUCAAACACAUCUCUGACAUUAUUGAACGUGGCAUCCACCAGCACCCUGAGCUCAGUGUGGGCAUGACCACUGAGGGCAUUGAUGUCCGCAGUGUGGGCAACACCAUGCUCCUGCACCGCACUGCUCUGGUGGAGGCCUUCAACCUCAAAGCUGCCAUAGAAUACCAGCUACGCAACCUGGAAGCAGCCCAGGAAGCACUUACAGACAUGCCACCAAGGGCUGAGGAAGAGCUAGACCCUGUCACCCUGCACAACCAAGCGCUGAUGAACAUGGACAGCCGGCCCACUGAAGGGUUUGAGAAACUGCAGUUCCUUCUGCAACAGAACCCCUGCCCACCAGAGACUUUUGGGAACUUGCUGCUAUUGUACUGUAAACAUCAAUAUUAUGACCUUGCUGCUGAUGUGUUGGCAGAGAAUGCCCAUCUGACCUACAAGCUGCUUUCACCUUACCUUUACAACUUCCUGGAUGCCAUGAUUACAUGUCAAACUGCUCCUGAGGAGGCCUUCCACAAGCUAGAUGAACUUGCAGGGACAAUGACUGACCAGCUGAGAAAGCUCACUAAACAAGUGCAGGAAGCUAGGCAAAACCGGGAUGAUGAGGCUGUCAAAAAGGCAGUUAAUGAAUAUGAUGAGACUCUGGAGAAAUAUGUGCCUGUCUUGAUGGCCCAGGCCAAGAUCUAUUGGGACAUGGAGAAUUACACUAUGGUGGAGAAGAUCUUUCGCAAGUCAGUAGAGUUCUGCAAUGAACACGAAGUGUGGAAGCUGAAUGUGGCUCAUGUGCUCUUCAUGCAGGAGAACAAGUACAAAGAGGCCAUUGGCUUCUAUGAGCCCAUUGUGAAGAAGCACUAUGAUAACAUCUUGCAAGUCAGUGCCAUUGUGCUGGCCAACCUUUGUGUUUCCUACAUCAUGACCAGUCAGAAUGAAGAGGCAGAGGAGCUGAUGAGGAAGAUUGAGAAGGAAGAAGAGCAGCUCUCUUAUGAUGACCCUGAAAAAAAGAUCUACCAUCUUUGCAUUGUUAACUUAGUGAUUGGCACACUCUACUGUGCCAAAGGAAACUAUGACUUUGGCAUCUCAAGGGUAAUUAAAAGUUUGGAGCCUUAUAACAAAAAGUUAGGCACAGAUACUUGGUAUUAUGCUAAAAGAUGUUUCCUGUCCUUGCUGGAGAACAUGUCCAAGCACAUGAUCAUGCUACGUGACAGUGUUAUUUCAGAGUGUGUGCAUUUUCUAGAGCAGUGUGAACUAUAUGGCAGAAACAUCCCUGCUGUUAUAGAGCAACCACUUGAAGAAGAGAGGAUGCACAGUGGGAAGAACACAGUUACAUAUGAAGCCAGGCAGUUAAGGGCACUGAUGUAUGAGGUCAUUGGGUGGAAUGUGUAAAUACUUUGCCAUUCCAAUACAAGAUGUCGAUGGACUAUGAUUCUUGUGUUUUUUCACUUUUGAUUUCCUUGACCCUGUGUAUUCAAAGUAAUGUAUUUUCUUUUUGAUUUAAAUAUAUUUAUCCUUUGUAUUUAAAUGUUUAUCCUACUAUUUUUGCUGUAUUUGGUGGAAGAUGGUGUUCUAGCACAAAUGUAACAUGUUUAAUGACUAACAAUAUCCUCACACAGUGAUUUUAUAUUUUGUAAGCUAUCACUAUCCCCCCAAAAACCUUUUAACAAAAAUGUUGUGGAGAUUUUUCUGUGUAUGUGGUUUAACAGGAAGCUACAAUAACAAGUUUUUAUAAUCUAUAUGUUGACACUUUGAACUAUUUUCCCUUCUUUCUCCUAUCAGCUUUGGGGCUAGACAUUUAUACCAGAUUUCCAUUAAGCCAUUUCUUUAAUUUAUGUUCAUUUCCCUGUUUUGGAAAAUCCUUUUUUUUUUCUACUGCACUUUUAUAUAGUUUGUUAGAGAGGUUGUAUUUCCUAACACUAAAAUUAUUUUGUAUUAUAAACAUGAGGCUACAAAAAUCUGUGGGUUUGGUUAUAUAACUGGUAAGAAAAAGGAGAUGAGCAUCUUUUGACCAGAGUGUUCAUUGGUUUUGAAGUUUUGGUGAAGAAUCCAGAUGCAGUGACUAUCCCCCUUAUGUAUACCUCCUUUUCUCUGUCUUCACUUUGUUCUGCUGUGUUUGUUGGGGUUUUAUUUUUCAUUAAAUAUGUCAUUAUUAUAAGGUU
Pelodiscus sinensis (Chinese soft-shelled turtle) is the source of this 3280-nucleotide messenger RNA. RefSeq names its product intraflagellar transport 70B (gene IFT70B). Gene Ontology annotation, molecular function: intraciliary transport particle B binding; protein binding. Lineage: Eukaryota; Metazoa; Chordata; Testudines; Trionychidae. Gene Ontology annotation, cellular component: axonemal microtubule; intraciliary transport particle B. The record is from RefSeq and is a predicted model, not a curated record. Gene Ontology annotation, biological process: intraciliary transport.